Messenger RNA from Polychytrium aggregatum, 1039 nucleotides. RefSeq lists its product as uncharacterized. Gene Ontology annotation, molecular function: RNA binding. Gene Ontology annotation, biological process: ribosome assembly; ribosomal large subunit biogenesis. The transcript has 5 exons. Bases 307 to 849 code for a protein of 180 amino acids. NCBI's taxonomy places the organism in Eukaryota, Fungi, Chytridiomycota, Chytridiomycetes, Polychytriales. The record is from RefSeq and is a predicted model, not a curated record. Gene Ontology annotation, cellular component: preribosome, large subunit precursor; nucleus; nucleolus.
UGCAUGCCUGUUUUGGUGCGGCGCCGCCUGCUGUCUGUGUCGCGCAGGAGCACACGUGAUCUGCGUGACCCGCUGGACACCCGCCGUCGCCUGGUGGCGUCCGCGCAAUUAACUUUUAAUACAAAUUUUUGUUGGUUGCUGGGACACGCUGCCGCCGAUCCAGCACCGACCCGCAGCGAGACACCAAGUCGCAUCGGGCCGUCGAGACACAUCCAAACGCAUCGCCUCUGCUGUUGCAUCACCGUCCGGCCUUUGCAGCAAAAGUCCACUCGGCAAAGCAUAUUCCGGAGCCAUCCCACCUGAGCCAUGCGUCCACUAACAGAAGAAGAAACCAAGAUUUUCUUUGAGAAGCUGGCCAAAUAUAUCGGCCGCAACAUUGUUCAUCUCAUCGAUCGGCCGGAUGAGCCGUACUGCUUCCGAUUACAUAAGGACCGAGUUUACUAUGUCGGUGAGGAUGUUAUGAAAAAGGCCACCAGCGUUAGUCGGGAUCAGCUCGUCUCGCUUGGUAUCUGCUUCGGCAAGUUCUCCAAGACCCUCAAGUUCCGUCUCCACAUCACAGCCCUCGAGUAUAUGGCACAGUACGCCAAGUACAAGGUUUGGAUCAAGCCCUCUGGCGAGAUGUCGUAUCUGUACGGCAACCACAUUCUGAAGGCCCAUCUUGGCCGCAUCACCGAAGACACGCCGGAGCAUCAGGGUGUCAUUGUCUACUCAAUGUCCGAUAUCCCUCUGGGCUUUGGUGUCACGGCCCGCUCGACACAGGAUGCGAGGAAGCUGGACCCUUCGGCGAUCUGUGUCUUCCACCAAACCGAUGUUGGCGAGUUCAUUCGAGACGAAGAGAACCUGAUCUAGAGGCUGAUGCAAUGUGUCUCAGGAUCGGCUGUCCUCGCAGGCCGCCAUAGUAGCCUCCCCCAAAUAGAUUUGCAAGCGGCUGUGGGACUUUGUGCUUGGUACCAAGGUCAAGGGGAGAAGACAUGGAGGCCAAUUGCGGCUCUGGCAGCAUUUUCUGGCGACUCCAAUACAUUCAUACAUCUUUCAAGAG